AUGACAGGACAAAUACAUCACCGGAGCAUACCGGAGCCAUUUGCACUUGACGGGCGACACACGUCCGUGCACCGCCGAAAAACCGGUUGCGCUGAGCGCGAAACCUCAAAACCCUUCCUUCGCCUGCCGAUGAAGCGUCCCUUCCUUUGGCUGCUGCUCCGUGCCGUCGGGCUCCAUGCCAUGUGGUGCGAGACGAGCGCGCGGACGGGAUGCCGAGGAAAGCCACGGCAGUUGCUGCGAGAGGCACCUCACUUAGGUGCUGUGCAAGCGUUUGACCAUGCCCUGUCACGGGUCAAGACGGACUUUGAUGAGGAGCCCAUUGUGGUGGAUUGGGACCGCGAUGGUGAUUGGGACCUGCUCGUGAGAACGCAAGACGAGCUCAAGUAUUUUGAAAUGAGGCCAGAUGGCGAGUUUGUGCAGCUGGAGCCAAAUCCCUUCAAGGAUGUUGAAAGCCCCUUCUUGUGUCGCCCAGCCUUGGUGGAUUGGAAUGGCGACGGGCGCCUUGAUGUGCUUGUGGCAUCCGUAGACGGGAUCCGCUACUAUGAAAAUAUGCCGGGCAGCCUGGAAGAACGCACCGGAGCUCAGAACCCCUUCAAUUUCAUUGCCGGAGGGAAUAUUUGUGGAGACUUGGCCGUUGCGGAUUGGGACGGUGAUGGAGACUUGGACUUGCUGCUGGUCUACGCACUUAGCAAGAUGAGGUACUUCGAGCAAGUGAAUGGCAGCCUGCACCUGGUGAAUGAUCAGGAAAGUCCCUUUCAAACAGUCCUGAACCAAACACUUCAUCAACGUCCCUUGCUGGCAGAUUGGAAUGACGAUGGCCGGAUGGAUCUUCUUCUGAUGGCUAAAGUCUUCCAGUGGUACACAGGCGGAUUUUCUUGUUCCGUGCUGGUGCAUCUACAGCUGGAGUCUGGUUUGAGCUUGGAAUGGUUCGAUUUGAGCCCAACCUGCGAGCUGUCCAAGGGCUUCAAGGGAUCAGGUUUGUCCUUAGUUGAUAUCGACGGCGAUGGUGAUCUCGAUGCGGUCUUUGGAAGCAUGAAUGCUCCGCUCCAUGCUUUGGAGCACAAGGUUGUUAAUGGCAACCAUUUCUUGGAAGAGCCUGCCCGAACUCAGACCUCAAGCUCCUUUUACCUCAGUGAGAUUGACCUGGGCAAUGUGGUUGACCACGGGUAUGUAGAAAACAAUUUCAAGCCGAUUCUAGCCGACUGGGACAUGGAUGGAGACUUGGACUUGGCAUUGAUUCACCCAAAAUCCUCGCGUUUCUUCGAGCAUCAAAGCGAUGGAAAAGUGAUUGAGAUCAGUGAGCCGCCUUCCAACUAUUCAUGCCCUAUUGCCUGGCGACACUAUUUCAGCAUGACUGACUUUGAUGGCGAUGGUUUGCUGGAUUUGCUUGGCUUUGGCUCCAAUGUCAAGCCCAUCGUGUGCCGAAGGGUUGGUUCCGACUUUGUCUUCAUGCCGGCUGAGAGCACUUUGAUGUUGGAAGGCUUUCGGGAAGGUUUCGGAGCUUCCGCGUUUCUAGUAGGCUUCCCGACUUUCUUGGAUUGGGACGGAGAUGGAGAUGUGGACAUUCUGAAGCUUGAGGGCAACAAACUCUGUUUGCAAGAGCAACUCUCCAAUGGAACUUUCCAUGCUCGGCUGCUUCCCGUGCCCAUGGCUCGCGAUUUCUUUGCAGUGGACUUUGAUGGAGAUGGGGAUGUUGAUCUUAUGAUGUCUUUGGCCAAUGACAAAGGCUGCAUUUACUUUGAGCGGAAAGGUGAUGGGAGUCUUCAAAAGCACUCGGGCGCCGAUAACCCCUUUCACGCUGCGUGUGCUGUUCCGGGUACUUUGACGUUCUUGUCGACCUUGGGCGACUGGAAUGAAGAUGGAGAGGUGGACGCCAUUGUGGUGCAUGAGAAGAUCAACCUGUGGCACAACCGGGGAAUGAAUGAGUUCAUUGCUUACACGAAGCCGCUUCAAGAGCUCAGCUUCCCUGAAGCAGCGCUCCACUCGCUGCCGCGUGUGAGCUUGGUGGAUGUAGAUCACGACGGAGACCUGGAUCUUGUGGUGCCGCCACAGAAUAUUGUGGCACAGCUUGGAGUGGUUCACUACAGGUACUACGAACGUUUGGACAAUGGGGCAUUAGAGGAGCGCUUUGGUACUGACAAUCCCUUUCACCGAGCACCACAAGGGGACUGGGAUCUUUGGGCGACUCUCUUUGGCAGCCACAUGAUUGUAGAUAUGGACGGUGAUGGGGACCUGGAUAUUGUCCGUGGCCCCUUGCAGUAUGCACGGCAAGAAGCGGAUGGACGCUUUGUGUUCCUUGAAGGCGAUGAAAACCCAUUCAAGGGCAUUUCUCCUGGGCCUUGGGAUUGUUGGACUUUGGUGGAUUGGGACGGGGAUGGCGACAUGGACUUUGUUUUGGUGGAAAUUUCCGAGCAACCGCGUGGCAACAUUACUAAUGACGACCUCGUGUCUGGCAGAGUGUCCAUCGAGGAGUAUGUGGCAGCCCUGCAACAGCGUGGGAACAUUACUUUGGACGACCUCGUGUCUGGCAGAGUGUCCAAGGAGGAGUAUGUGGCAGCGGCAGCGAGUCGCCUUCGGUUCUUCGAACAGUCCAACUCGAGCUUCACCGAACUGGUCGGGGCGGCCAAUCCCUUGGUGUUGGAAGUGACCAGCGAUUUGAUCGGCUCGUUGUGCCCAAGCUUUGUGGACCUGGAUGAAGAUGGAGACCUAGACUUGAUCUUGGAAAACCCGGAUGCGGCCUUGAUCUACUACGAGCACGGUGUGGACGGCCAAUUCACUCUGAAAUCCCCAAAUCCCUUCGCAGGCGUGUCCAUCAGCACAAGGCCAAACCGCAGAAACAGGGCACGUGCUUCUUUUUUUUGUGGACUGGGAUGGCGAUGGAUUGCUGGAUCUUGUGAACUUCGAAGGCACCGAUGUGCAGUACUUCCAGCGUGGCGUUUGCGAGCCUGA
Messenger RNA from Durusdinium trenchii, 2949 nucleotides. The record is from the annotation of a GenBank genome assembly. NCBI's taxonomy places the organism in Eukaryota, Dinophyceae, Suessiales, Symbiodiniaceae.